GAGAAACAGCGGCAGCAGCAAGAGCAGCAGCUGCAGCGGCAUCUGACUCGACCACCUCCCCAGUAUCAGGAUCAGCCACAGAAUCCGUACCAGCAACAGGUUGGACAGUUCACAGGGUCAUCUCCAGCCAUGCCCGGGGUCAGUAAUUUAGGACAAUCCAGCUCCAGUAGUCCACGGAUGUUUCCGCAGACCCAGAACAUGAUUCAGAUGGGACCUGGCCACAGUUCUGUUCCUCCGCUCCAGUCGGGCUCCGGUCAGCAGGAUCGCGGGGUGACUCAGUAUACCAAUAUGCAAAACAUUCAGCGGGGGGGAUUAUACAACUUGGCGUCAGGUAUGACCCAGAUGGUUCCCCAGCAUGCCACGCCGAGUGCCAACGGACAGCCACCGAUGCAGCGACAAGGCAGCUUGGGCCAGGGGGCUGCGGUUCCUGCUGGCUACGGGCAGAACACCUUAGGAAACUCCAGUAUUUCUCAGCAGCACAAUAAAGGGGCACUGAAUCCAACCUUAUCUAAGCCACAGAUGGCAAGAGUACCAGCUGCUAUGGGGGCUCAAAAUCCAUCUUGGCAACACCAAGGUAUCCCUAAUAUCAACAACCAGACACAAGCAAACAGUGGCUUAGGACCAUUUACUGCCAGCUCCUCUUUCCACAUGCAGCAAACUCAUCUAAAGAUGGCCAACCAGCAGUUUGCCCAAGGAAUGCCUCAGGUAAGCCUAAGCACCAGCAGACCGAUGACCUCCAUGAACGCUGCCGUCUCUGGGCAGAUGUUAUCGUCGUCGUUAGGCGCGCAGCAGCGGACAAACCCCCCCACGCAGCAGCAGGUGCCCUCGCAGCAAGUCCUGCCUGGCAUGAACCAGACUGUUCCAGAUCUGAAUGCUUUCAAUCAGAAUCCAAAUCAGCCAAUGCCCAACAGAGGUAAUCUGCACUGUAGUCAGGGGUACCCUGUGAGGACAACCAGUCAGGAGCUGCCUUUUGCCUACAGCAGCCAGUCGGGCAAUAACGGACUUCAGAACUUAACUGGUGACACAGACCUGAUAGACUCGCUGCUGAAAAACAGGACUUCGGAGGAGUGGAUGAAUGAUUUGGAUGAGUUGUUAGGAACUCAUUAG
This is a messenger RNA of Eurypyga helias (sunbittern), 1107 nucleotides long. RefSeq names its product mastermind-like protein 1. Gene Ontology annotation, biological process: positive regulation of transcription of Notch receptor target. NCBI's taxonomy places the organism in Eukaryota, Metazoa, Chordata, Aves, Eurypygiformes, Eurypygidae. Gene Ontology annotation, molecular function: transcription coactivator activity. The transcript is spliced from 2 exons. The record is from RefSeq and is a predicted model, not a curated record. Gene Ontology annotation, cellular component: nucleoplasm. The annotation marks the transcript as partial.